UUGGGAUGAGAGGAGACAUUGAAAAGUGGUGUCGAGAAUGUUCCACCUGUGCUGUUGGAAGAAAUGAAAAACAUGACCAAAAAGCACCCUUACAUCCCAUUGUAAGCCAAACACCGCUAGAAAUAGUUGCGAUUGACCAUGUGAAGCUGGAACCAAGUCGCUCAGGUUACACAUACGCCAUGACCAUCAUUGAUCAUUAUACCAAAUUUGUUGUAGCCGUACCUGUCAAGGAUCUGACUGCUAAAACAACUGCAGAUGCCUUCUGGAAACAUUUCCUAUUGCCAUAUGGAUGCCCAGAAAGAAUCCUUACAGAUCAGGGAUCUGCCUUUGAGUCGCAACUCUUCAAAGAACUGUGUACACUUCACAAUUGCCAGAAAAUCAGGACCACAGCCUACCACCCUCAAGGGAAUGGACUUUGCGAGAAAAUGAACCAAACUUUAAUUGAGAUGUUAAGAGCAGUACCUCCUGCUACAAUAAGUGAUUGGCCUACUCUAUUGCCUCAGUUGAUGUACACCUACAAUAACACGAUUCACUGUUCUACUGGGUAUACACCUUACUAUCUCAUGUUUGGCCGACAAGGUAAACUACCUGCUGACCAUACUUUGGGCGUACAAGUAUAUUGCUAUCCCUUGCAAGACGCAGGGCUCAGCAUUAAUCCUUGUACUAGAAAUCUGCAUGAGCACAUGAACAUAUCCAUUGGAGUGAUUUUGAGACAUGAUAUCAAUUUACUUCUUUUUCGAUUAAUUGCUUUUUACAAGGAACACAAAAUUCUAACUCAAGAAAUGCUAAUUUGUGAGAGAACUUUUCCAGCAUAUUCUUUCUGUGGGAAGAAAAAAGGAGAUGUGUUAAGUGAAAUGCAAGUUCAGCAGAUUUCAGCAGUUUGUGUCUUCAUCUUCAUCUUCUUCCUCAAGGCCAUAGCCAGGGUGCCACCUUUCACAAAUUAA
This is a messenger RNA of Rana temporaria (common frog), 944 nucleotides long. RefSeq names its product lymphocyte antigen 86 (gene LY86). The record is from RefSeq and is a predicted model, not a curated record. Bases 6 to 944 code for a protein of 312 amino acids. Gene Ontology annotation, molecular function: nucleic acid binding. The transcript is spliced from 5 exons. NCBI's taxonomy places the organism in Eukaryota, Metazoa, Chordata, Amphibia, Anura, Ranidae. Gene Ontology annotation, biological process: DNA integration.